Messenger RNA from Mesorhabditis spiculigera, 579 nucleotides. Lineage: Eukaryota; Metazoa; Nematoda; Chromadorea; Rhabditida; Rhabditidae. The record is from the annotation of a GenBank genome assembly.
AUGGUAAGGCAAAACCGAGACGAGCUGCUGCAGCGCUUACAGAAAUACCGCCAGAAGCUCGCUAACAUGAGGGGCUUGGUCAUCUUCAUCUUCGCGCUCCUCGGUCUCGUCUACGGCGCUCCGACCGCCACCGGGGGCCAAGAAUUCGACCUCGACGAUAUUCUUCCAGAUGAGAUGUCGAGUAACUUCAUGCUCGUGGCGAAGGGCAAGAGCAAGCCGAAAACACUGAAAGAGGCUCUAGAGGCGCUGAAGCCGUACAGUGACACGUAUGAGAAGGUGACCACCCUGCUCACAGCCUACAAGAAGCGCUACGCCGCCCUGACGCCCGGCGCCAAGAAGAUGUUCGAGGAUACGUUUGGCGCCGGUGACUGGGAAACGUUGGAUUGGACGACCUUGAACCAGGAGACGAUGGCCCCGAAAUUUGGCCGCGCCUUCAAGGCGGCUACUGAUGAAGACCGGAAAUCGCUCCAAACCCAGUUCCCGUUGGCUUACAAGAUCAUCACCGAACCCAGCCUCAUGGUGCGGCUGAAGCCCGAGUUCAUGGCGAAGGUGCAACGGUUCCGUGCGCAAGCCGGCCAC